GUCAUUUUUUAUUCUUAAGAGUGUAUGUACUUCUCUUUAAAGUAAAAUGUCCGAAGACGUGUCUUAUGUGUCGGUUUGCCAUUUCACGAGUGACGCUUUAAACAUACUGAAUCGUCUGAAUACAAGGAGAUUAUUCCCCAGUACUGGACCGGGUAAACUGCCCAGGGAUUGGAGAGGCUUAGCCAAUCUAAUAGGAAUAACAGCCCAAGAUGCAGAAAGCAGACACGAGAACAUGGUGAAGUGGAUUCUGGAGACGUGGGUCCAGAACGCGGGGGAGGCGGCGCUGGUGCACCAGCUGCUGCGGCACCUGGAGACCAUCGACAGAUACGACAUCAGGGACGACCUGCAGGACCUGGCCAAUGCUAACAGGCUUGUCAACACUGAACAAAAAUGGACCAUAGAGCGCCAAAUGGUGCUCCACUGUCCUGUCCAAGAGAACGACCAGCUGUUGACUAUGGACGACGUGGACCAGGGCGCCCCGGUGGAGUACGACGCGCUGGUGCUGUACGCUGCUGACGACCAAGACUUUGUGGAUGUCAUGAUCAGUAAUAUGUCCGAGAUUGGGUUCAAAUUGUUCACAAAGCACAGCCUGAGGCCAGGCGCGAUCCCCUACGGGCCCAUGACGGAACUGAUCAGCUCCCGAUGUCGCCACACCAUCCUCGUCUACUCGCCCGCCUUCUUCAAGAGUCUCGACGAUCGCUUCUACACGGAGUACGUCCACGCCAGGAACAUAGAGAAGAAACACACCCUGAUCCCUUGCGUGUACCGCGAGUGCACGCUGCCGCCGCAGUUCCGCUACAUAUUCGCGCUGUACGUCUCCUCCACGGCGUACAACUUCUGGGACCGCCUCGCCCGGUCGGUCGACGCCGGCCGCACGCCUAGGCUACUCCCCACAAACUCAGUGCGAAUCCAGGAGGUGACCAGCGGCAGCCAACUCAGGCUCAACGGCAGCCAGCUGAAGAUCACCAACGGUCCCGUCCCCAACGGUCAGAUACCCAACGGAGCACCCGCCAUCCAGGUCAACGGUCAGCCUAGCCAGUAUGUAACUCAACCUAGCAGCCAUACUCAAGCUAGUAUCCCAUCAGAAGGGUGUGUGUCACAACAUACUACUACUACUAUAGCUUUACCAGAUGUACCGUCAACUAGCCUAUCUGUUUCUGUGACAUCUCUGACUUCGCUGGACUCGCGGAGAACGGAAAGUGCCUCUCUCAACGAUUUAAGCACAAAGAAAAAGAAGAAGAGUUUUUUAAAGAAGUUGUUAAAGUUUCCGAAGAAGAAGAAAGAAGUGUUGCUCACUACGAAUUGAGUGAUAAGACUCUGUGUUAGGUUAAAAUUUUGUCGGCAUCUAUGUCAUGUCGCUGUUUGGAAAAUAUACGAUGACUUUUUCAGACUAAACAACAAAAGGUUAUCAAUUUGUAUUAUUUUUAUACAAUUAAAGUGCCUUUAACUUUAAACACUAUGAGAGAAAACAGUUACGUCCACUGAAACCUCGGCUCAACUGAAGGGCAUCAUUCGUGUGAUUCAAUAGGGUAGUUCACCUUACAUCAUCUCGGACUCACAAGGUACCAAUGUCCAUUUUUGGAUGCCUGCCAGUGCAGUUAGGGAUUCCACAGCAAUUAAGUUCAAAUCUCGUGUGGACAUUUGUGACUCAAAGUUAAGAUGCCUUCUGUUUGAACCAGAAUUAGAAGUUUUUGUGGCAAAAACGAGUGUUUGAGAAAAUGAAACAUUGAUAAAUCUGUUAUCGAUAAAUCAUAGGUACAUUAAUAUUUAAAAUAUGUAACUUUUACUUGCUGUAGGUUGCUGAAGGUAAGUUACCGAGAAAUUUCAAUUAUGCAAAUCAAUUACAAAACUGUACAUAAUUUCUUUAUUACAUAUAUGUAAGCACUUAAAAAUUAAAACGUAAACUGUAGUAUACCAAUAUAUCAAAAGAGAAGAUGAUAUCGAACGUGUUGUGUAUUUCGCGGUAGCUGUCUUCUUAUAAAAUGUAAUAAAUAUCUAAGUAAACGUUAAGGUAGGUAACAUCUAUAACAGACAUGUCGAUAUUUUAUUUUGUCAAUCACUUUAUUUUGUCACAAAAACUUCUGUCUGGUUUGAACCCUUAUCCGUUUAAAUGGGUAGGUACUUCUUUUAUAUUAAACCUGUGUGUGUGUGUUUUUUUUGCACACAAGUUGGUAACUAUUGUCCACAGUUUAGAGGAACUGGGUUGAGUGAGUAAAGACACCGUUGACUGGUAAUCUUAGACUAAUUUAUUCCAUCAUAACUAAGCGUUUUAUACAUCAUGUUAUCUUAACAUCACAUCUCUAAUCUGCGGCGACACACA
Messenger RNA from Cydia fagiglandana, 2320 nucleotides. Its product is annotated as myeloid differentiation primary response protein MyD88-like. Gene Ontology annotation, molecular function: protein binding. Gene Ontology annotation, biological process: signal transduction. NCBI's taxonomy places the organism in Eukaryota, Metazoa, Arthropoda, Insecta, Lepidoptera, Tortricidae. The record is from RefSeq and is a predicted model, not a curated record. The coding region runs from base 47 to 1306 and encodes 419 amino acids. The transcript is spliced from 6 exons.